CGAGCCCGGCACCCGCAGCAACGGAAACAACGGCCCUGGGGGAGAGACAGAGAACCGGCCGGAGAAAUAUAAAAAAAACAGGCCGCGCGACGGGAGCCACCACGCCAUUACUUCGGCGCCCCGCCCUCCUCCAACCGCCACCUCCCUCCCCCCAUCUCGUCGCGCGAUCUCCGACCGCCCGCCGAGCCCCAGCGGGAGGAGCUUCGAGCCCGCGCCCCCGGCGUCCCAUGGUGGGUACGGCACAUCGGGGCCGCGAGAUCUAGGGUUUUCGCGCCGCGGCGGGAGCGAUGGGGCGCCGGAAGGCCACGGCGGGGCCGGCUCGGGGCUCCUCGAGGGCCGACCACGGCGUAAUCUCCGAAAUCCGGGAGAAACAUAAAUUGGAAUUGGAGAAUUUGACACUAACAAAGCACCCAUUCAGGACAUUGCACUUCUUCAAUUUAGCUAUGUUGCAAUACUUGAAAAGAUCAGCAGCAUAUAUCCUGAGUAAAAGAGCUUUGUUUGUUCUCCUAACUGUUAUGGUGGUAAUUCCUGGAGUUGCACUUCUGGUUACCGAUGGUCUGCACAAAAAGCAUGUGCAGGAGUUCCUUAAUUAUGCUAGAUUUGUGUUGUGGUGGGUUUCAUUAGGUGUGGCCUCUUCGAUCGGACUAGGUUCAGGUUUGCAUACAUUUGUGCUGUAUCUUGGGCCCCACAUUGCUCUCUUCACUAUUAAGGCUGUUCAAUGUGGCCGUGUUGAUUUGAAGACCGCUCCAUAUGAUACCAUACUGCUUAAACAGGCGCCAUCAUGGCUUGACAAGAAGUGUUCGGAAUUUGGAUCGCCCAUGUACCCUUCAUCAGAUCAUUCAGUGAUGAUCCCAGUCUUUGAUUUACUCCCUCAGGUUCAGUUGGAAGCUGUUCUUUGGGGUAUCGGGACGGCACUUGGCGAGCUCCCUCCUUAUUUUAUAUCACGAGCUGCUCGUUUGUCAGGAAGUGAGUUAGAAGCUGUCAAAGAGCUAGAUGUUGCUCCUUCUUCAGAAGAUGGUCCAAUAGCAUCCACUGUGAAUCGUACAAAACGCUGGCUCCUUUCUCACUCACAACAUCUCAACUUCUUCACUAUCUUGAUACUUGCUUCGGUUCCAAACCCGCUGUUUGACCUUGCUGGUAUUAUGUGUGGUCAAUUUGGUAUACCCUUCUGGGAGUUCUUCUUUGCAACUUUGAUCGGGAAGGCCAUCAUCAAGACUCAUAUUCAGACACUGUUUAUCAUCUCGUUAUGCAACAACCAGCUCUUGUAUUUUAUGGAAAAGGAGUUGAUCUGGAUAUUUGAGCACAUUCCUGGGUUUUCAGCGACCCUGCCAUCUGUAAUUGCCAAACUCCACAGUGCUAAGGAGAAGUAUUUAUCACCACCUGUGACAGUCUCACCUUCACAAAUGGAGGAUAAACAGUGGAAUUUCUCUUUUGCAUUGGUCUGGAACACUGUAGUGUGGCUUGUGCUUGUGAACUUCUUCAUUAAGAUCGUCACAUCAACAGCUCAGGAUUAUCGCAAAAGGCAGCAGGACAUAGAGAUGGAGCUCAUUACUGAUUCCUCACCCCAGAAUCAUUCUAAAACUAACUAACAGCAAACAUGGUUGUAUUUAUUCAGCUGCACAUUGCGAAUAUUCUCCUUAGUAGCCUUUGCGCCUGGCUAAGCCCUUGCGGAUGAUCCCAAUGCUGGUAGAAGUCCCAAUGCUGGUAGAAGUUGUGUUCUUCUGUACAGUGAACAGAAACAUGGGCCUCUCCAACCCGCCACAAGUGAUGGCUGCGACUUUUUGUCAUUGCGCCUCUACUGGCAGUUCCUGGAGGAGAAUCAGUCCUGUUAUUUUUCAGGCGCCAACUUGGAUGAACUUUAGGGAUUGUUUGUUUGUUUAGCACGAUUUCAUUACUAAGAUGUAAUUUACCAGUACCUUUUUUUACCUUCUUAUGUUGGAAAUACGGUAGCUGAUAGGGCACCCGAGAGUACUGAAAGGUGAUAUGUUUUAUUGUUACAUUCACAAUGCAAAUGCAUAUUCUCAAUUGGAGCCAGCUA
Aegilops tauschii subsp. strangulata is the source of this 2038-nucleotide messenger RNA. Its product is annotated as vacuole membrane protein KMS1. Lineage: Eukaryota; Viridiplantae; Streptophyta; Magnoliopsida; Poales; Poaceae. The record is from RefSeq and is a predicted model, not a curated record.